Molecule: messenger RNA, 5426 nt
Organism: Thalassophryne amazonica
Lineage: Eukaryota; Metazoa; Chordata; Actinopteri; Batrachoidiformes; Batrachoididae
Gene: chs1
Product: chitin synthase 1
Exons: 35
Coding region: 192-4439 (1415 amino acids)
Cellular component (GO): cell septum; cell periphery
Molecular function (GO): chitin synthase activity
Source: RefSeq, a predicted model, not a curated record
GUGACAGCUCCAUAAGCUCCAACAUAAAUGGGUUACAGUUCGGAACAAACAAUGAGAUAAGAUUGUGAUUUGGGAUUUCACUUUAAAGUUUGUUGUAGGGAAACUUUGGAGGAUACUAUACGAGUUGGAGCUGAGAUGAAACCCUGAGGACUAAUCCAUAGAAAGAGUGUCGGUACACUGAGCCAAAGAAGAUGGACGACCUAAAAGAAAGAGCAAUUAAAAGAGAAGAGAGACACACAGGUACAUGGGAUCCAUUUCAGUUGAAUCCUGCAGGAGCAGAGAAAGAAACUAAGCGCAGAUGUUUCCAACUCGCCCAGUACCUGGUAGCUGCUAUUGUGGGGAUUGCAGUCCUGACAACUGCUGUCAUAGCAAAGGGCUCUCUGCUGGUAUUAUCGACGAUGUCCAGUGAAACGUCCAUGCGCACGUCAAAGGAAAAACAGUUCUACAUGCUGAUGCUGGUGUUCUGUCUGGUGUGCCCAAAUGUCCUGGUGUUUAUUAAAUCACUAUGGAGAUGUGCCUUCAAGAACUUUGUACAACCCAACAUGAGGACCUUGGCAUUUAUUUGUGCCAUUGAGUGUCUGGUGUCUCUCGGUACCUCAGUCCUGGUCCUAGUUGUAAUGCCUCAGUUUGAUGUGCUGACAAAUCUCUUCAUCAGUGGAGGAGUCUGCAUUGUGUCUGCAAUCCUACAGAUAGUAUACAGGCUACAGCGGGAAUCAUGGAAACUUUUGUUCCCAGUUUGCUCCAUUCUUCUCACCAGUGCCGGGUACUGCCUUCUGGGACUUGACUACUAUGUCCGUGUGUCAUUAUACGUGGACAGAGAGAGCUCCGACUGCUUUAUUUAUAUUGGAAUUGGAAUCAUUGCUUCACUCCUCAUCUCCCUCUGCUGGUGGGAAAAUCCACUACAAGCUGCAAACCGUAUGCAGGCGCAGCUGUCGGAGCUGGAUGGUUUCAGGGAUUUUGCCUUUGUAAUAAGCAGUGUUCUGAGGAUAAUAGUGACAGGUGUAGUGUACUUGUCCUACUAUGUCCUUACUGUGAACUCUAUCAUCUGGUCAGACUUUAAUCUGAGGACAAAUGACUGGGAGUUACUAAAAACAGGAUUGGGACUAUUUUUCUUACAGGCUUUUUGCUCAGCGGCCUGCCACUGGUUUGGAGUGGUUGCCUGCAAGAUCCAUGCAGUCAGGAUGAGUUUUGCACUGCCAGUGUGUUGUACAGGUCCUGCAAUGUUAGUGCUGGGAAUAGUACUUUUCUUAACAGAGGCAGACAAACUGGGUGGAGCACAGCAAGGGAACUUCACAGAGUUUUGUGAGGGUUUGGCCUUCCUGAGUACUAAGAACACCACACCUGUUGUCAUGCUUGAAAUCACCCGCAGCAUCUGUCGGACGUCCCUCAACAGCUACUACAUGACCUGGCCUUUUUCCAUGCUGGCGCUGGAAGGAGUGUGCAUCUGGUCAGGCUUUGUCACAUGCACUUACUACGUAUGGAAGAUCAAGGUCCAGCGUAUAGAACGAACCUCUCAGCUUUUUGUUCGUCGUCUUUAUGAAUCAGCUUUUAUUGACCUGUCCCUGCUGCUCAACACCAAGAUGAAAGCACUACGAGCACAAACACAAACACAAACGAGCGCUGAUGACAUCAAGAAGUGUGUGAUCUAUCUGUGUGCCACCAUGUGGCAUGAGACCUAUGAUGAAAUGCUGAAAAUUCUGACUUCCAUGUUCAGGUUGGACCGCUAUCGAGGUGAUCCUAUGGAGGAACAUAAAGACGGUUUUGAGUUUGAAUGCCAUAUUUAUGUGGAUGAUGCCUUUAUGACUGAAAAGGAAACAGAAAAGAGGCUGGUUAAUUCUUACGUUAAUGACUUAAUACAUGUUGUACUCGAGGUUUACAGGGUCUUCACCCACAAAGAACCAGAUGAUGUUACAAUCAUUGAAACUCCCUAUGGAGGCAGGCUAGUGUUUGUGAUGCCAGAAGGCAACAUGCUCUACGUUCACAUGAAGGACAAAGCUCGAAUCAGGAAUAAGAAGAGAUGGUCUCAGAUUAUGUACCUGUAUUAUCUUCUUGGCUGGAAGGGCUACAUUGUCAAGAACCCUCACAAAAUGACACGCCAGAACAACAUAUGCAGAGCCAGUUUGGUUUCUAUAGAUGGACAGGCUUUUCUGAUGCCCCAGUUUGACAAUGACACCAAGAGGAAAUUCAUCUCAGAUGAAAACACUUACAUCCUGGCAUUGGACGGAGAUACUGACUUCCAUCCUAAAGCUGUAAUAUUGCUUGUUGACAGGUUGAGAAUGUAUGACAAUGUUGGUGCAGCCUGUGGUAGAAUCCAUCCUACUGGUAUGGGUCCUAUGGUGUGGUACCAGAAGUUUGAGUACGCAGUUGGCCACUGGCUACAGAAGACAGCAGAGCAUGUAUUUGGCUCUGUACUUUGCAGUCCGGGUUGUUUCAGUCUGUUUCGAGGAUCAGCUUUAAUGGAUGACAACGUACUAAAGAGAUACACAACAACUGCAACAAGAGCUGUUGAAUAUGUGCAAUAUGAUCAAGGAGAGGAUCGCUGGCUGUGCACUUUGUUGUUGCAACAAGGGUGGCGUGUUGAAUAUAAUGCUGCAUCAGAUGCAUAUACCAACUCACCACAAGAGUUCAAGGAGUUUUACAACCAAAGAAGACGAUGGGGACCGUCUACACUGGCUAACACUCUGGAUCUUCUACACAGUGGUCCAGAGACAGUGAAGAGGAACUCAUCCAUCUCCAGGCUCUACAUCUUUUACCAGAUGCUCACUGUUGGUUCUUCCAUUCUUGGACCAGCCUCUGUGACUCUUAUGAUAGCAAGUGCAUUCCAAUUUGUGUUUAAACUUGCUGGUACGCUUUCCAUCAUCAUCGCCUGUGUUCCUCCAGCGUUCUACAUCAUCAUCUGUUUUAUAUCCAAAGCGAACACCCAGAUAGCCAUUGCUGCCAUUAUGAGUAUUCUAUAUGCAUUCCUCAUGACUGCAUCCUUCUUCGCUAUCAUUGGUGAGAUGGUGAUUCAGGAAACCUUUGUGACACCCACCGGUAUAUUUUUGAUUUCUAUGGCAGUAAUGUACACCGUGACAGCCAUUCUACACCCAGAGGAGUUUGGAAUGAUCGUCUAUGGUCUGAUGUAUUUCAUCUGCAUCCCAAGUGGAUAUCUCCUGCUGACCAUUUACUCACUUGUUAACAUGCAUAUUGUGUCCUGGGGCACAAGAGAAUCCAACAAAGGAGGAGAAGAGGUGAAAAAAAAUCACAAUAUUCUGUGUGACAGAAGCUGUAAAUUCUGCUGUUGGGAUAUGAAGCUACAGGUAACACAGGAAACAGAGAAUCUAAUGAUACAACAGAUCACCAACCAGAUUGCGCCACAGGGCCCUCAAGAAGUGCUUCUGCCCCUGACAGCAAAGGCAGAACCUCAAUUCAGAUUGGACAACACCAAAGAAGAAACUGUGGGACACGCCAAGAAUCCACCAACAAACAAACAGAGACAGAACCUAUUAGGCAAUAAUGAUGUAGCCUUCACUGACAGUGAUGACAGUGUUGAAAAAAGGAGCAUGUCACGGAGCUCAUAUGAUGAAGACAGUGAUAAUGACGACUUCAUGCGUGAUGACAUGGAGGUGCUUCCACCCAGCGACUGGGUAGAGCCAGUGAAAGAAGAGUUUUUAAAGAAGCUGACUCCUGCUAACCUGAAGAGAAACUUGCAGGAACAAAUACGAUACAUGUUUCGUAACAAAAAGGAUGACGAAGAUGUGUGCGAUGAACUGGUUUUGAUGUUAACAGACACAGUUAAUGGAGAGUUAAGUGCAAUCGGCCCAGAGGACAUUCUAACAAACAGCCAGCUGGCAGAAUUACAGCAUGCUCUUACAGAACAGGCUCGGCGUAUCCUUAAGACUAAUCGAAAGGAGACAUUAGAGAGGAGAGUCAUGAGAGCCAUUGAUAAAACAGUCACCGCCCCACAAGUGCAACGCCUUGAAACUGCUGAGAAUGAUUUCUGGGUAAAGCUAAUAGAGCGAUACUUGACACCGAUUAAGGACACCAAAGCACAUCAGGAAGAAGUUACCACAGAACUAAAGUCGCUGCGCAACAAGGGAGUGUUCUUGUAUUUUAUGGUCAACUUGCUGUGGGUGGUAGCCACCUUCGUCCUGCAGCUAAUCGGAAAUGACGUCAUCAGCAUUAGGAUCCCUAAAACCUUCUUAAAUGGAACAGCGACUGGAGAAUAUCUGAAGGUGGAGCCUGUCAGUUUGAUGUUUCUGCUGUCUUUUGCCAUUCUUCUCUUCAUCCAGUUCCUGGCCAUGUUGUAUCACAGGGUUUACACUCUGAUUCAUGUGGUGUCCUAUCGCAGCACAGAAAAAGACUACAAACCAAGAGAUGAUGAUGAUGAUGAAGACGAUGGAUCGAUUCAUGAGAACAAAUAUGCCAGUGGACUGGAAAUCACUAGUGAUGACCUUUAGUCACCAAGAACUAUGUAGCUCCAUGCAUCAACAACCAACCAGCAUUGACUGCAGCAUCAUUAAAUAGUAGCUUACUUUAAAUUGUUACUACCGGGAUAGGCUCCAGCCCCCUCAUGACCCUUAACAGGCAUAACCAAAGAAAAUGGACAAACUAUUAUUAUUAUUAUUUGGUUGGUUGGGGGGGGGGGUCCUUCAGCUGUAUGAGUAGCUGGAAUUUUUCUCCGAUAUUGUAACUACAAUGUCCUUUAAUCAAUCAUUUUUAUUAAUCUUAAAUUCCUUUAAAUCAAAGCACGACUGCAACAAAGAUGUGCAAAAAUAGUCUACAAACAUUGGUAUGAUCGUGUACUCCAUGACAUGCUGAUUUACAAGAUGUACCAUAAAAACCACAAGUUCUGUUGAUUUGGCACAUUGUACACCAGAUGCAACUCUGCGUUACAUGGAGAAUGGCGAAGAGUGGUCUUGAACAGAGAACCUUCUGCUCUGGAAACAAGUGCAUUAACCACUUACCACCACACUGCCCAGUACAAAUCAUACAACACACAGAUGAUUUUGGAAAACAGCAAUUAAACGUUUGCAUAAAACUUACAUGUAUCACAAUCAAUAUGAAUGGCCAGCUUACUCUCAAAGUAGAUGACUCAAAUUAUGCUGUAACAUUCACUUGUAUGAGAAAGUAUUUUUAAAUACAAAAUACGCGUAUACUAUUUUCAACACAUCCAUCAAGUAUAAAAUGCAAUGUUGGACUUCAAAUACUUGUUUAAAAUAUAAGAAAUAAAUAUGAGUAAUAAAAUUUGUCCUUCUUUCGCUUUAACAUUUCGAUCACUGUGUGUUGUCAAUCUUGUGUUGUGCUUUUUAUUUUUUGUAUGGCCAAACCUGAUGGUCACCCCACCGAGUCUGAUCUUUUCAGGUUUUUUCCUAUUAACCCCCAAAUUUCAAGCAUAAAGUCAGAACCUGUCGACGGUUUGUAUAUUGAUAUUCCUGUAGACUGCC